This is a messenger RNA of Prunus dulcis (almond), 1590 nucleotides long. Its product is annotated as putative leucine-rich repeat receptor-like serine/threonine-protein kinase At2g24130. The coding region runs from base 1 to 1590 and encodes 529 amino acids. Gene Ontology annotation, biological process: protein phosphorylation. The record is from RefSeq and is a predicted model, not a curated record. Lineage: Eukaryota; Viridiplantae; Streptophyta; Magnoliopsida; Rosales; Rosaceae. The transcript is spliced from 3 exons. Gene Ontology annotation, molecular function: protein binding; ATP binding; protein tyrosine kinase activity.
AUGGCUUCCCUUUCUACAACUUUCAGCCUCCUCUUCGUCACAGUUUCAGCCUUAGUUUCUGCAGCUCUCUCUGCGUCAGUCAUAGAAGAUCUUAAAAGUUUAAAACCACCUCAUGAUUUCAACACCACAAUCCUGAAAAACUGUCAGCACAACCCAUCUCUCAGAUAUUGCAGUUCCUCUCCUAUGGACCUUGAUGAGAUUUUCAAAUCCACCAUUGUCGCAAGCCACCUUUGCAACGAGUCCAAGAACCCGAACUGUGUCGAAUCAUUCCCAAAGAUAGACCUUCAAAACGACCCAAAGAUGGCGCCACUCUACUUGUCAUUCAACUUCUUUUGGAAGUAUUGCCCUUUGAGCAUCUUAGCUAUUGAUCUGUCAAACAAUUCUUUGAGGAGCAAUUUCCCUGUUGAUGUUCUUCAAUGCACCCAAAUACAAGCUCUUGAUAUGAGCCAUAAUAACCUCUUCGGUGAUGUCCCAAUAGAGAGUUUCUCUCCCCUUACCAACCUCACACUCCUCAACUUAUCGUAUAAUCACUUCUCAGAGAGUAAAAUCUCUGAUAUCCCGUUCUUUAAAAGAUUCAACUCUUCAAGCUUUCUUCAUUCAGGUCUCCUCCCGGAUGGAAAAAAGUUCAGGAUCAAAGCUGUAAUCUUGUUGGUUGGUUUCCCAAUCUUUGUGAUUAUGAUGGUGUGUUGCUUGGGAUGGCUUUGUUUCUGCAGGCCUGACUUCCUCCCACGAAUGCUUCGACCAAAGCACCGGUUUACAACAGCAAUGCUUAAGGCAGCAACCAACGGAUUUUCGAAGAAGAAUUUGAUGGGGAAGAGUGAAUCAGUUGAGAUUUACCAAGGAAUUCUGAGAGAUGGUGCUGAUGUCAGGAUUGAGAUUUACAGAGGUGAAAGACACCCUACAUUGAUCGAAGAAUGCAAGAUUCUUGUUCAGUUAUGCCACAAGAACUUGGUUAAUGUAUUGGGUUGGUGUAACAACCGAAGACUGAAAGCCAUUGUCACUGAAUGGAUGGAAGGAGAGAGCCUUGAGAUGUGGCUAAUGGGGUCAAAUAUUACACCAUGGAGCCAUAGGUUAAGAAUAUUGAUGGGGGUUGUGGAAGGCAUGUGUUAUCUAGAGGAGUGGCCUGAAGUUGGUUAUGACCUCAGGACAAGCAGCAUCUUGUUGUCUAACAAUCUGGAGCCCAGAAUUUCGAGGUUUAAGAUUCGGGAUCUUAGCAGCAGCCGCAGUAGAAAGAUGUACAAAUUUGGAGUGCUCCUACUAGAGAUGCUCGUAAACUGGAGGCCGGAAGAAGAAUUCGAGAAGGGUGAGGCUGGUUUUAUUGAGUAUAUCAGAAUGCAUUAUCCUGGGAAUCUGCAGAAAGUGAUAGACCAGAAAAUGGAAUUGACACAAAAUACUUUUGAUCAAGCUAAACAGGCAAUAGGCCUAGGCUUAAUGUGCACAGAUGAAUCAAGCAACCAACAAGUCAGCUUGGGUCAGGUAUUUGAUAUCAUGAGCAGAGCCUACCAGUCUUGCAGGGUUUUGGCUUCUCAUAAUCAUGAAAGGUUACAUUCAGAAAGAGGGACGCAAGACAAAGUCAGGGUGGAAAAAUAA